GGAAGCCACGGGGCACUUGGCCAUGGACAAGAGCGAGACGAAGGAAGUCAACCACUGAUAAGCGUGAACCCUAAAACAAGCCACCUGAGCCUCCCCCUCCAAUCACCGGAGGGUCAACACGACAAGUAUGCAAAUUUCCCCGCAUGUUGAUUCCUUCUUAUCAGCAUCCGGUCGCAAUUUCCAGUUCAUGUCCGCCCAGGUUCUUGGCCGACCCAACCAGUGAGCGCGCGUACCAGCCGAGUUCUUCCCGUGAAUGAAGCCAGACUAAGACAAAUACGGUGCGAGGUCACUGUAUGAAGCUGCCGAUAAGGCAACAAAUGUUACGCCCGAGACCAGUGGCUUGUUCGUUGCGCUUCUUGGCCCGCAUCGUCUUGCGACUUUAUAACCGAGGGUGUCCCGCGCGUGGCCUCAUCUCUCACUGCUGACCAUUUCUCAAAACCAACACAUUACUCUGGUUGCUGAAUCCUUCCCCCUACUCUGGACUACGGCAACAUGGGUUCCGGAGAAAAGCCCACUGUCGCUCCGGCGGCGUCCCAUUCCCAUGACCCUGAGUCCGGCGAUGUCAAGUCGGGCACCAUGCAGGCCAUGGUGGAGGCCGACCUGCUCGAUGAGCGAUACAUGAAUACCCAACGUGGUCUCAAAAAUCGACAUGUACAGCUGAUGGCAUUGGGAGGUACAAUUGGAACCGGUCUGUUCGUGGGUUCGGGUCAAGCGCUAGUCAUUGGUGGGCCAUUGUCUCUGCUCCUGGGCUACACCUUCAUCUCCGCACUCAUUUAUGCGAUCGUCACUGGAAUCGCCGAAGUCGGUGCCUACAUGCCAGUCCACGGUGGCACCAUGAGCUAUCAUGGUUUUCGCUAUGUCUCACGGAGCUUGGGCUUCGCCAUGGGAUACCUGUACUGGUACUCGUUAGCGAUUCUGGCAGCCUAUGAAAUCGUCGCCGCGUCCAUGGUCAUCGAGUACUGGCCUACUAGCGUCCAUAUCGCCGUCUGGAUUACCAUCAUGCUAGUGGUCAUUGUGGCACUCAACUUUCUUCCGGUCGGUGCCUACGGAGAGAGCGAAUUCUGGUUUGCCGGGAUCAAAAUCAUCACCCUCAUCGGCCUUCUCCUCCUCUCCUUCAUCCUCUUCUGGGGCGGCGGUCCGAACCGUCAGCGUCUCGGCUUUCAUUACUGGAAAGACCCCGGUGUCAUGAACACAUACUUGGUCAGUGGGGAUCGUGGUCGCUUUGUCGGUCUCUUACAAUGCAUCGUCAAGAGUGCUAUCGCGUUCCUCUUUGCCCCCGAACUCGUGGUGAUCAGUGGCGGUGAGAUGGAAUCCCCGCGCCGGAACAUCCCUAAGGUUGCACGUCGCUAUAUCUACCGGCUCGUCAUCUUCUACUUCCUAGGUUCGCUUGCGAUUGGCGUCAUCUGCCCGUCCAACGCCGCGGAGUUGGUAAACGGCGAUGGCCACGAUGCCUCCUCCUCCCCCUUCGUCGUCGCGAUUGCCAACGCCGGAAUUCCCGCACUGAAUCACAUCGUCAAUGCGGCCAUCCUCACGUCUGCCUGGUCGGCCGGAAACUCCUUCCUCUACAUGUCGUCCCGCUCACUCUACAGUCUGGCGGUAUCGGGCAAUGCCCCCAGCAUCUUCAAAGCCUGCAACCGGUGGGGUGUCCCUUACUACGCGGUCGGCGUCUCUUCCCUCUUCCUCUUUCUCGCAUACCUCUCUGUAGGGAGCGGCAGCAACACCGUCUUUAACUGGCUGAUCAACUUCACCAACACCUCCGGGUUUAUCAGUUGGACCUGCUGCGGCAUCAUCUACAUCCGGUGGAACAAGGCCAUCAACGUGCAAGGCAUCGAGAAGCCCUACCGCUCCGUCAUGCAGCCCUAUGGCAUGUAUAUCGGCAUGGGUGGCGCCAUUUUCUUGGCUCUCAUCAACGGCUUCACUUGCUUCUUCCCAUCGGAAUGGUCCGCAUCCAACUUCUUCACCGCCUACAUCGGCAUUCCCGCCUUCCUCGUCUUAUACGCCGGUCACCGGAUUUUGUUCUGGCAGGAUCCAUGGGCGUGGCGACCAGAAGAGGUGGACUUGCAAACAGGAUUACAGGAGAUUUUGGCGGCAGAGAAACCACCCCGACCGAGGGAUACAUGGGGCAGGAAGCUGAUGGCGCUGAUCGAAUGAUUUUAUCGCGGCUCAUUCUCCUAAUUUCGGGAUUCUCGUUAGGAAUUGCCUGCCUAUAUGCAAGCGUAGUUUAAUAUCUCCAUAGCUAUGUUUCCGCUCUCAAUGAUACCAACUCAAUGCAUUAUUGUUUUACUAUCGUCACCUGCGACAGAUAAGGCGCUUAUUACGUAUGCGAUUCGUUAUGAUAUGCGUGACCCACCUGCCCCAUCAUCUUAUCUUGAUAAAGUUGUCCCUUUCUCGGCAUGUUUUUGGUACCUACGUGGGGCGUUUAUUUUAGUUUGUGGACUUUUGUUCUUCCAGCGGAGAUUGAUUCCUCAGGUACCGUCGGAGGGGUCUUUUGACUGUAGAUGAGCCAGCACUACUAAUAGGUGAUUAUUGCGUAAUAUCAACCAAGAUUAAUGCUGGAAUUCAUAUGCACCGAGAGCCGUGCAGCCCCUACCUUAGCAGCUUACACUACGCAGUAAAUACUACC
Molecule: messenger RNA, 2623 nt
Organism: Aspergillus pseudonomiae
Lineage: Eukaryota; Fungi; Ascomycota; Eurotiomycetes; Eurotiales; Aspergillaceae
Product: proline permease PrnB
Exons: 1
Coding region: 493-2151 (552 amino acids)
Biological process (GO): amino acid transmembrane transport
Cellular component (GO): membrane
Molecular function (GO): amino acid transmembrane transporter activity
Source: RefSeq, a predicted model, not a curated record